Cygnus atratus (black swan) is the source of this 990-nucleotide messenger RNA. Its product is annotated as cysteine-rich venom protein-like. The record is from RefSeq and is a predicted model, not a curated record. Lineage: Eukaryota; Metazoa; Chordata; Aves; Anseriformes; Anatidae. Bases 1 to 990 code for a protein of 329 amino acids. Gene Ontology annotation, cellular component: extracellular region. The transcript has 7 exons.
AUGCGGAACCAUGUCAAAGGCCUUACAGAAUUGCGGGUAGAUGGCAUUGGUAGGUCUUCCCUUGUCAACUGGUGCAGCCACUCCAUCAUAGAAGACUACCAGACUGGUCAGGUGUAUCAGAAUAAACAAGUGGACACACCCCUCUUUCCACCUCUUCCCAUUAAAAACCCAAUACAGAAGCCAGUAAAGAAACCAAUACACAAACCGAUACAAAAACAGAUACUCAAACCAAUACAGAAACCGGUACAGAUACCACUACAGAAACCCCAGCUACCUCAGCGACCAGCCCAACAGAAAUACAAUGGUUUUCAGAUGCAAAGCAAACAACAGAUGCUUCAGCAACAAAAUAUUAUUCAGCUGAAAAACAAGCAAGUCAUCCUUAAAGAACACAAUGAAAUAAGAAGAUCUGUAGUUCCAACAGCCAGGAACAUGCUGAAGAUGGUUUGGAAUGAGAGAGCUGCUAAAAAUGCUCAGAAAUGGGCAAAGAAGUGUGAAAUGGAAAUCAGUCCAACAGAUCAGAGAGUUAUUGACGGCAUCACCUGCGGUGAGAAUAUAUUGCUCUCCUCUCAACCAAAAACAUGGGCUGAAACAAUCCAAGUCUGGAACAGUCAGGGUUCCAAUUUCAAGUAUGGUUUUGGAGCAACUACAAAGAAUGCCAAUGUCAAGAGCUACGCUCAGCUAGUGUGGUAUAACAGCUACCAGGUUGGAUGUGCAGUUGCCUACUGUCCUAGGAACCAGUACAACUACUUUUAUGUUUGCCAUUACUGUCCUCCAGGAAAUAACAUAAUGCAAGUGGCUGCACCUUAUAAAAGUGGACCAAGAUGUGCAGAUUGUCCCGGCCACUGCGACAAAGGGCUUUGCACCAAUCCUUGCAGGCAUCGAGAUGCAUUUCCAAACUGCAGAAAUAUGAAAAGCUUGUUUGGCUGCCGCCAUUCGGUGGUGAGAGAGAAGUGUGCUGCUACCUGUAAAUGCAACACUCAAAUCAUCUAA